Messenger RNA from Endocarpon pusillum Z07020, 1890 nucleotides. RefSeq lists its product as uncharacterized. Lineage: Eukaryota; Fungi; Ascomycota; Eurotiomycetes; Verrucariales; Verrucariaceae. The record is from RefSeq and is a predicted model, not a curated record. Gene Ontology annotation, biological process: regulation of DNA-templated transcription. The transcript is spliced from 2 exons. Bases 1 to 1890 code for a protein of 629 amino acids.
AUGAGAAAUAGCAGGCCAGAGCUUCUCAGUCAGAUUCAGAAUAACAAGCUAGCUCGAAUAUCUGCAAGAGAGACCCUCUCCUCUAUACGAAAACAGUUCCCUGAGGCACCUCUGACUCUUCGAGACAUUGAGAAUAUCUAUAACAAAUUCAAGCAGACGUUGAAUCGUGGUUUACCAGCUAUUCAAGCCAUGAUAUCGAAGCUCGGUGAUGAGUAUCAAUUUCAGUACGUUCUCGAUGAUCACGAACGUUUAGAAAGAGUUCUCUUUUUUCAUAAUGCCUCUUUACAGCUUCUACGUCUGUUUCCAAAAAGCUAUGUGCUUGAUGCUACAUACAAGACUAAUCGAUUCAACUUACCGUUGCUGGAUAUCGUUGGCUUUACGGCAACCAACAGGUCAUUCAUUAUAGGGCAGGCCUUUCUCACGCACGAGCAGGAGGAGGACUAUAUCUGGGUUUUGCAGUGGAUCCGAGAUAUCUACAAGAAAUAUGAGCUACCUAUACCAGAGUCGAUUACAACAGAUAAGGCUGGUGGUCUUCACAACGCCUGCAGCGUUGUAUGGCCUGAAGUACCUCAUCUACUCUGUCGCUGGCAUAUUGACAAGGACGUCAGAGCCUAUUGUCAAAAAGAAUGGCUUGAAAUAACCGAUAGAAAUAUCUCAAACGAAGCUCGAAAAGCUAUAAUUAAUGAGCGUGUUAAUGAAUUUCUUAGGGUUUGGUCACAACUUUUGUACGCAACAACAGAAACUGAGUACGAUCGAGUUUGGAGCAUUUUGCAGCGUCAAUUUCGUCAUUCGCAGCCUCGAAUUCUUAAUUAUCUCACCCGGACUUGGUUACCGUUCAAAGAGACCUUCAUACGCGCGUGGACCGAUAAAAUCAGACACUACGGCAACGUUGAUAGCUCAAGAGCAGAGGGAGUUCAUCAGGCUAUCAAGCGUCAAAUGGGCUCACAACGAAUCCAUCUAAACGACGUUGUAGAUCAUCUAUCGAUGUAUCUUGAUCUACACAAUAAGCAGCUACGAGAAGAGCUUGAAUAUGGCCAACAGAAGGAGAGAACAGAUCUUCAAAAUCCACUAUAUCGCAAGCUUCAUGGUCAUAUAAGCUAUUACGCUAUUGAUCAGCAACGAAUGAUCAAGCAUCUGCCUCUUGAGAUAGCAGAUUUUGAUAUUCAGUGGAGAAUUGAUCGUUUAGGAGAAUUAGCUGAGCUCCCUCUUAUUCGAAGAAUUACUGACCCUCUAACCGUCAGCACUCGAUAUACUAAGUCUCAAAAGCGUCAGCUAUCGCUGUUCGAAGUCAUUCAAGGUCAGGUUGAUGCUUUAGUUACUGCUUCGUCGAAAAGGGGUCACCGCAGAACAAAAGCACCUUCACAGCAGCGACGUCGACCGCCUCUAAAGGUUGUUACGCUCAAUUCAGCAGAGAAAUCGUCUUUAGGCAAUAGUCAGCAGCCAAUAGAUAUCGAUGAUAUAGCUGUUAGCGAGACACAGGAGGAGAAUAUCAAUAGUGAUGACGACCCUCUUGGUGCAGAGCUACAACGUCAACGUCAACAGCCUUCUCGCCGUGGUAUUCAGAUACAAGGGUGGAUCGAGUAUCAAGCACCACACUCUCAAGCGGCUAAUUCCCUACAGAAAAAGCGAACAACACCUUCUCCUCUAUAUCCACCUCUACCACUGCUUCGAACGCCCUCGCCAUUCGCUGAUUUAGACCUCCCUCUAUGGCCGUCACCCACACCGGUGCCAUCUACGCCCUCUCCUCUUCGUCGCGCCUCCACCACAUCCCCAUUGUCUCCUGCAGACGAAGCUAUACCACCUCCGCAAGUAGUGGUAUCCCCUAUGACCUCGCCAGCGAAGAAACGGCCGCGGAGAGAGAUACAACGGCCACAGCGCUACCGCGAUUGA